Molecule: messenger RNA, 1012 nt
Organism: Amaranthus tricolor (Joseph's coat)
Lineage: Eukaryota; Viridiplantae; Streptophyta; Magnoliopsida; Caryophyllales; Amaranthaceae
Product: glutathione S-transferase U9-like
Exons: 2
Coding region: 185-871 (228 amino acids)
Biological process (GO): glutathione metabolic process
Cellular component (GO): cytoplasm
Molecular function (GO): glutathione transferase activity
Source: RefSeq, a predicted model, not a curated record
CUGUCAGACGCACUAAAAAUUAAGGCUGAUAUUUAACCAACAAUGUUCAUGGCCAUGUCUCUACCUAACUAUGUAUCUACCCUUAUUAUUUUAUUAUUACAUCCUUCAUAAAGUAUCAUUUGAAUUUUGAACCAAGCAAUUUUUAUAAAGAAUAUUCAAAUAAUUUAUUUUUGUAAAGAAAAAAAUGGAAGCAAUACAGGAGACAGUGAAGCUGCAUGGAAUGUGGGCAAGUCCUUGGGUUAGAAGGGUAACUAUAGCCCUUAAAAUGAAGGGUAUACCUUAUGAAUACUUUGAAGAAGAUUUGAAAAACAAGAGUCCAUUGCUAUUACAAUAUAACCCAGUUAAGAAGUUGGUUCCAGUGCUUGUUCAUCAAGGUAGACCAAUUGCUGAAUCAUUGAUCAUCCUUGAAUACAUUGAUGAAACUUGGAACAAUAAUUCACCUAAUGUUUUCCCUAAUGAUCCUUUUCAAAGAUCCAUAUUUCGGUUUUGGGCCCAAUUUAUUGACCUUCAGGUGUUUGAGAAACUUAGGGAUGUAGUCAAAGCCCAGAAUGAUGAAGAAGAGGAAAAGAUAAUCAAAGAAAUCCAAGAAAACAUGAACAAAUUGGAAGCAAAUGUAGAAGAUUUGUAUGUAGGAGCCAAGGCCAAUGAAGAAAGUAUGGAUGUAUUAGACAUAUUGAUGAUGACUUUGUUACCAAUAAUUAAAGGUGUUGAAGAAGCAAUAUCUGUCCAUUUCAUACACCCAGAAAACUUCCCUUUGGCAUUUUCAUGGAUGAAGACUUCUAAUAAAUUUCCAUUGGUUCAAGAAUCUGCUCCAAAUCAUGAUAAACUUGUCAAUUUUUUAAGAAAACUUAGAAAGUAUUUCAGAACUUAAAGCUGCACUUCAAUACUUUGUGUUGUUUUAACUUUUAUCUAGUAUUUAUUCAGCUUUCUGAAUUCAAUUUGAGUUUUAUUUAAUUUUAUUUGUUUUUUUGCCUAAAUUAAUGGAUUAAUUAAAGAAUUAAUGACAUUUCUC